This is a messenger RNA of Oncorhynchus kisutch (coho salmon), 1895 nucleotides long. Its product is annotated as calcium/calmodulin-dependent protein kinase type II delta 2 chain. Lineage: Eukaryota; Metazoa; Chordata; Actinopteri; Salmoniformes; Salmonidae. Gene Ontology annotation, molecular function: ATP binding; calcium/calmodulin-dependent protein kinase activity; calmodulin binding. Gene Ontology annotation, biological process: protein phosphorylation. The record is from RefSeq and is a predicted model, not a curated record.
UCUCCGCUCUCUUCUCCUCUGUUUGUCAUGUUUCCAGACCACCAGAAGCUUGAGAGAGAGGCCAGGAUUUGCCGUCUGCUGAAACAUCCCAAUAUUGUGAGGCUUCAUGACAGCAUAUCAGAGGAGGGCUUCCACUACCUACUGUUUGAUCUGGUGACUGGAGGAGAGCUGUUUGAGGACAUCGUAGCCAGGGAGUACUACAGUGAGGCUGACGCCAGUCACUGUAUACAGCAGAUUGUAGAGAGUGUUCAUCACUGCCAUGUCAAUGGUAUCGUUCACAGGGACCUGAAGCCUGAGAACCUCCUAUUGGCCAGUAAGCUGAAGGGGGCGGCGGUUAAGCUAGCUGACUUUGGGCUCGCCAUCGAGGUGCAGGGCGACCAACAGGCAUGGUUUGGUUUUGCUGGUACACCAGGCUACCUGUCUCCAGAGGUUCUGAGAAAAGACCCAUAUGGGAAGCCUGUGGACAUGUGGGCCUGUGGGGUGAUCCUGUACAUCCUAUUGGUCGGUUACCCUCCCUUCUGGGACGAGGACCAACACAGACUGUACCAGCAGAUCAAGGCUGGGGCCUACGAUUUCCCGUCCCCAGAGUGGGACACAGUGACUCCUGAUGCCAAAGACCUGAUCAAUAAGAUGUUGACCAUCAACCCCGGCAAACGCAUCACCACCGCAGAGGCCCUCAAACACCCCUGGAUCUGUCAACGGUCCACUGUAGCUUCCAUGAUGCACAGACAGGAGACUGUGGAGUGUCUGAAGAAGUUCAACGCCAGGAGAAAACUCAAGGGAGCCAUUUUGACCACUCUGCUGGUAACAAAAAACUUCUCAGGCAAACAACAAAGCCAACACAGUGACCAGUCCUAAAGCCAACACAGUGACCAGUCCUAAAGACACCAGCUUAACCCCAGCACUGGAACCCCAGACCACAGUGAUCCACAACCCAGUAGAUGGGAAGAAGGAGUCUAUAGAGAGCACCAACACCACCAUCGAGGACGAGGAUGUCAAAGCUCGGAAGCAGGAAAUCAUCAAAGUCACAGAGCAGCUGAUCGAAUCAAUCAACAACGGAGACUUCGAGGCCUACGCGAAGAUCUGUGAUCCUGGUCUGACGUCGUUUGAACCAGAAGCUCUGGGGAAUCUGGUAGAGGGACAUGACUUCCAUCGCUUCUACUUCGACAACGCCCUGUCUAAAGGUAGCAAGCCGGUGCACACCAUCCUCCUCAACCCUCACGUCCAUCUGAUAGCGGAGAACGCUGCGUGCAUCGCCUACAUCCGCCUGAGCCAGUACAUGGACGCGGGGGGGAUGCCUCGCACCAUGCAGUCUGAGGAGACCCGCGUCUGGCAUCGCAGAGAGGGAAAGUGGCAGAACAUACACUUCCACCGCUCGGGCUCGCCCAGCGUACCAUCCCAUUAAUGGAAUAUCAAGAUUCAGUCUAAACUCCCAAGACAGACAACAAUCAACAAGCCAACCAGUGGUCUCCAUUUAACCUCUAACCCCUGACCCCUCUGUAUGGACAUGACAUCACACAGCAAAAGGAAACCAACCCUAAAAGGUCGUCAGGUCAUCCUAACCACCUAGGGUGCGUCCCUAAAUGGCACCCUAUUCCCUACAUUGGGCUCUGGUCUAAAGUAGUGCACUGCAUAGGGAAUAGGGCUCUGGUCUAAAGUAGUGCACUACAUAGGGAAUAGGGCUCUGGUCUAUAGUAGUUCACUAUAUAGGGAAUAGGGUUUUGUUUGGGACUCAAUCCCCCUACCUAGAGCAGCCUGCAGCAGACCGUGGCCGUUAUCCACUGGAGCAUAUUAUAGGGAAUAGGGCUCUGGUCACUAGUAGUGCACUAUAUAGGGAAUAGGGCUCUGGUCUAUAGUAGGUCACUAUAUAGGGAAUAGGGCUCUGGUCUAUAGUA